GGGAAAGUGAGAUGCAGAAACAGGCAAAUGAAGCAGAAACGACAAGACUGGCGGCUGCUCUCUCAGAAUUAGAGGAGCGUAAUCAAAUGUUGGAAGCUGAACGAUUAGCCCUCGACGCAGACCGGCAGUCUCUGGAGGAAGCGAGAGAUGUAGUAUUAAGGAUGGGUGACGUUUUAGUUUAGUCGUUCUGAUCAAGUAGUGUUUAUUUGGGCAAUGUUUCUACCUCUACACACGGCUACGGGGCACUUUUCUUUUACAGAUAAAUCAUCAUCGUUUUUUUGAUUUUCAUCAUUGAUAUCUUUCCUACGUCGAAGGAAGUUGUACCUUAGUAGUACCUUGUCUAAUCCUAGCCGCCGACAGAGAAGCAUUAGCCGCUGACAGAGAGGCGCUCGAGGUCGAGAGGAAGUCAUGGCUUCUAGAGAGAAAAAGUAGACUGUUGCAAAGUAGGAAUAAAGACCACCAAGCAAGAGACUCUGCGGAUCAGAGCAGAAGUGGGUCUCCAACAGCACGCAGGAGUCCGUCUAGCGGUACUGUGAAAACACGAAGUGCUUCGAUUAUGGUUAUCAUACUUCAAAGUUCUAAAGUUUUUCAUUUCUUUGCACAUUUGAUUCAGAAAGAUCGCACUUGAUGACUGUCCUUAUUGGAAAAAAUGCAAGACCUUCUCAUGGUGGACUGGAAACACAAGGAAAAACACGGUGUUGUGCAAAUUCAUCAUGUUAAUCUUUGUUGUAGACAUGAAGCCCAGGACCUCCUAUGUCUAAUCCACAAACUCGCGAGUUGCUACGACUCAGCGUCGUUUCACCAGACCGGUCUCCGCACAGUAGAAGUGUGAUAAGGGAGCGCCUUGGCGUCGAUGCAGACACGACACCAGAAGGGAGAAUGUCUUUCAACCUAUCAUCACGAACAGGUCUGACAUAACACGGAGGUAACUGAAUAGAAACUCAUGAAUCUUCUUCUCAUUCUCAACACCUGGACCUGGUACUCGCAGUCGUCGAUGAGGUACAACAUGUACAUGUACAUAAUUGUUGUGGCCAGGAGAACAUCAAAAUCAGGAGACAAGAUGACAUGAACUUGAU
Molecule: messenger RNA, 1076 nt
Organism: Amoebophrya sp. A25
Lineage: Eukaryota; Dinophyceae; Syndiniales; Amoebophryaceae
Source: the annotation of a GenBank genome assembly